This is a messenger RNA of Prorocentrum cordatum, 372 nucleotides long. NCBI's taxonomy places the organism in Eukaryota, Dinophyceae, Prorocentrales, Prorocentraceae. The record is from the annotation of a GenBank genome assembly.
AUGAUGCGCCCUGCCGUCGCAUGCCUCGAACCCCAUGGUCGCGACCAUGAGGGAUCAGACUUCGACGCCGAUUGCUGGUCCGGCGAGCGCAACCCGUGGUUCUUGCUGCCGCCGCCCGAGGCCUACAGCGACGCCUUCCUCCGCGACCACGUGCCGAGGCCGAGGGCGGGCCCGGCCGUGCCGCCGGCGUGCCCCGCGGGAGGCCCGCCGUCGCGGGCGCGGCCGUUCAUCUACCACCACAUCGUGAAGACCGGCGGCCUCGGCAUCCGGCAGGUGGUGGCCCAGGGCGCGGGGGCGCACGGCCUGGUCACCGCAAUCCCCUGCGAGGGCACCACGGACUGCCGGUGCAACGUGAUGCACGGUGGCGGAUAA